Messenger RNA from Atta colombica, 756 nucleotides. RefSeq names its product early endosome antigen 1-like. NCBI's taxonomy places the organism in Eukaryota, Metazoa, Arthropoda, Insecta, Hymenoptera, Formicidae. The transcript has 3 exons. The record is from RefSeq and is a predicted model, not a curated record. The coding region runs from base 3 to 728 and encodes 241 amino acids.
UUAUGGAUAAUGAAAACAUGCCGAGUGUGCAGGAUUUUUCUCAAUUAGAACGGCAAUUUCGUGAACAGUUUUAUGAGUUACAAAGCAAUACGAUUACCCUGCAGACAACGCAGAAAGAACUAUUGGAAACUCGUCAUGCUUUAUACAGCACGGAAUUGGAGCUGGAGAAAGAGCGUAGAGUUUCUCACGAGUUAAAGAUGCGUCUGAGAGCGGUCACGGAGGUGGCGAACGAAUCGCAGCAACAGCAAACGAAAAAUCAGGUCGAGAGCGUUCAAUUGCGAAUCAAGUAUGACGCGAUGACGAAGCAAUGCGAGUCCCUGAUGAGUCAAGCCGCAGUCGCGAAGACACAUGAAGCUGAGUGUAAAAUAAAAAUUCGAAGCUUAGAAGAGAAGCUACAUCAGAGGGAUACGAGCAACAAAAUAAUGGAGCAAGCUUUAAAGAAGCUUGAAUAUGACAAUUCGCGCAUUAUCGCCGCUAUCGAUCAUAAAAUCGCGAAACUUAAAGAGGAGCAUCGAUACUUGCAGAAAUCCUGCGAAGACACUAUCAUUCUCAACCAACGCUUACAAACUGUGGGUUUGUGUACACAUGCAAUACAUCAAAAGGACAAAGCGAAAAUAAAAGAGUUGGAACAUAUGCUAGCUUCGAUGAUGAUCAGGAACACAGGUUCCACACAAGAAUCCAUAAAUUACGAUGCGCAUUCGAAAAUAGGAAAUCUACAUAAAGAAUAACAGGAUAGGAUUUUAUCAAUAAAUAUAC